Messenger RNA from Suillus discolor, 1392 nucleotides. RefSeq lists its product as uncharacterized. The record is from RefSeq and is a predicted model, not a curated record. Lineage: Eukaryota; Fungi; Basidiomycota; Agaricomycetes; Boletales; Suillaceae. The transcript is spliced from 8 exons. The coding region runs from base 91 to 1047 and encodes 318 amino acids.
UUGGUGUUUCAAGUAGCUUCUAUUUUUUCAGAAUGCCGAGGAUGAACCUGCAGUAAGCGUCGUGCAUUCCUAGGCAUUGGUAUUUGCGUCAUGGCCGCUUCACCAGGUAUCCCGCUGGAUACCGCUGUCAUCAUGUCGUCAGUGCUAGAAGGCAUUUUAUAUGGCUUUUCAGUCCUCAUGUUUUUGGGUACCAUCUGGAUAAUCACCUACAAAUGUCGUACACGCAACAUCAAUCGGCCAGCUGUUGUAGUUGCCACUCUACUGUUCUUACUGAGUACCGUGCACAUGGUCGUAGGCAUCAUUCGUGUUGAAGAUGGACUAGUGAAGUAUCGUGACACGUUCCCAGGCGGCCCAGCGGCUUUUUUUGCAGACAUUUCUGAAGAAACGCUUGCAGUCAAGGAUGCGAUACUCGUCUUACAAACCCUGCUUGGCGACGGUGUGGUGAUCUAUCGAUGUUACAUUGUAUGGCAAUCUGUAUGGAUUAUUAUUAUACCUUGCAUGACGUGGUGUGGUAUCGCAGCGUUCGGUGUUGUUACGCUCUAUGACUUUUCGCAAGCGUCGAGUAACAAUGUCUUCACCAACAAGAUUGGACAUUCGGUCGCGACGUUCAUGGCCUUGACACUUGCAACAAAUUUACUUAGUUCAGGGCUGUUAGCUUAUCGUAUCUGGAAGAGCGAACGCAAGGUCUCCGGAAUCCGCGCUACCGAUAGGAAGAUGCCUUUAUUGCGCGUGUUCCUAGACGCUGCUAUUUUGUACUCUGCAGCGCUCUGCUCCUCGAUAAUAUGUUUCGUCCUCUCGAACAACGGACUGUAUGUUAUGGCAGACUUGAACGUCCCGAUCAUCUCGAUUGCCUUCUACAUGGUGUUCAUUCGCAUGACGAUUAAUCAACACAAUCGAGAUUACAUCUCAACUGUUCUUGGAGGGGGAAGUGGAUUAGAACACAGAAACUCGCAGCAAUAUCCUAUGCAGUCUUUGCACGACAUAUACAGACAAAAUGAUACUACAUCCUUCUUGGCUGAUAACUCAAAAGCGCAUACAUUAGCAUAAUAAUCUUUCUAGUUUAAUAUAUAUCUGGAUAUAUAGGCUACCGUCUGUCUUAUUCAACCAGCUUCGGCGGCCACUAAAUACCUUACGAGAUUAUAGGGUUCUGAGCUUAUCUGGCACAAGGAGAAUGUGUUCGGCUCCGAACCUCGAUGUUGAAGGUAUUUGGAGAGCCUAACCCUGGGUUUAACCAUGCAGUACAUCAGAAUGCACAGAGGUAGUAAUCGAUGUUAUAAUCCGUGGCCUCAAAAGUCUAUAAGAGACAGGCGGACGAUAUACAUGCAUGACAACCUAUUAAGCUGACGAGAAAGAACUUAUCUCAACUGUGAUGGCAAUCGGUGGAGGCUGUGG